CACUUACUGUACUUGGCCAUCCCCACGGGCCAGCUUGAACCUGAUUCUUUGGCUGUAACUGGGCUGGACUGGCAGCUCAAGUACCGUUAAAGUGGCUCUAGCCUCUAUCUCGUGUCCCCAGGCCCGGGUUUUAGAGAGACUUCAGUUCUCCGAUUCCAUUCCACUGAUUCCAUCUCCAUCUGCUACUCUCUCGCUUUGCCACGAUUCUCACUGGCAGUUCACGACAGACACGAGGCACUUACUCGUCCUGUUCUUUUGCUGGACUAUAUACACAGCCACCUUCUCUAUCUCUAUCUUUAUCUUGGCUAUUUGUUUCUGUGGUUGACAUCCAUCUUCACAGACAGCCAUUAACCACUGUACACUUCACGGCGUCGUCACCACCGCCAACACCAACAUCAUCAGCACCUCCACCUCCACCUCCACCUCCACCAACCGACCCUCCGGGCUCUUUCGGUUAUAGGAUUUAGAGGAAACCAGCGUGCUCAUCAUCCGCUAGACCUCUCAGAAUCUUCCACGACACUGCAUCUGUCGCACCCAUCAUCCAGUGCCCUGUUAUUGCCAUUACAAUUGCAAUUCCAUCUGCACUGCACCCGCACAUCCAGCAACACCUGCGCCGCCUGCGCCUGCACCUACUGCACCUGCUGCACCUGCACUUACCCAGUUUCUGUGCUUCAUCCUCCCUCUCAACUCACACUUGAUCUUCCAACCAUCCAAAUCAUAUUGUCUCUCCCAUCACAAAUCUGAUUAUUAUUUCAUCAUCAUCUCGGUUAUCCUCGAUCCAUUUCGUCCCUCAUUUGAUUCCGCCCCCAAUCCAUCUAUAACAUCCACCGUCAGUCUGCGGUGACAGAGUCUCCUAUGAUGGCUGGCACGACAGACAACACUACCACCACCUCUACUGACAUGGAACCCUCCUCCAUCUCAUCAUCCACUCCUCCGACCCUUCAACAACCUGCUUCCCUCCCUCCUCUCGAAAUGUCAAGUCUUCCUUCCAGCUCACCUUUGAAUCCAAGCCAACCUCCUUUAACCCAAACCAACACCGUCACCACCACCACAUCAGUCCACUCCUCUGAACAUCCCCCGGGCCCUCAAAGGACAGACACUCAUACUGCCAUAGACCAAUCUCUGAAUCCUCAACCUCCUCCACCUGCUUCCCUUCCCACCGCUACUCGUACCUUUUCCACCGCCAUUGGCCCAUCCUCGGACUCCCCCGUUGUUCCUGCAAAAGACCCCCAAGUCUCGGGCCCUGUUUUACUUAUCACUUUGCUCUUAACCUCGGGAGCUCGACAUCCCUUUAAAUUAGACAGCAAGUACCUGGCCAAACGGAACGUUGAGUUGCCUGAGGGUGACCCUUUCAACUUGAGCGUUUAUAAACUCAAAGAGCUCAUUCUGCGCGAGUGGAGAGACGAGUGGGAAGCAAAGCCCAGUAGUCCCAAUUAUAUUAGGUUGAUCAGUUUUGGCAAGUUGUUGGAUGACAAGGCCGCGUUGAAGGAUUACAAGUUCAGCUUCGAUUCCCCCAACGUCCUACACAUGACCAUCAAGCCCCAAGAUUUUAUCGAAGAUGAGGAUGCCAAGGGUGCUAAAUCUUCCUUUGGCAAUCAACAAGAAACCGAAAGCCGAAGUCCAGGCUGUCGGUGUGUCAUCAUGUGAUGAACACCUUCAGUCUUGUCUUUUGAUCCACUCUUUUUACGUCGCCUUUUUCUGUUGGACCGGCGCCGUUGAAAAGUCGCCGAGGAACAGUAGCACGUUCCAUUCCAUUCCACUGUCUCGACACGUACGAGACUCCAUCUUGACCGGCGUGGCGUUGGCAGGCGAAUUCUUGACAUCUUCUCUUGGGAUUUUUGGCCUUUGGCUUGUUGGUGGUGACAUGGUGACAUGAUAAACCGGGUGUCUACGCAUGGAUUGCCAUUUGUUGAGCGUCAGUGUUUGAGCUCCUCACGGUGUAGAGGAGCCCAUUCCUUGAAAGAGGAGGGGGUUUAAGCCGCUGUCGAGUAUUGUAUUGUACAGACGUCUUGUUUAUGAAUCCGGUCCAGGAGUCUUUCUGCUCCAGGCUACGGAACGGGAUGUGGGCUUGAUCUGGCGGCACAAAGACGACAAGGACAUGGUUUGGGGUCAGAAUGGUCCGGGAGUAAGCAAGACCUACAUUGUUUUCUCUCCCACAAGAGCCCUCGGGAGUACAUAUUUUGGAACAUGAGAAUGACAUACAGGAUGUUUAUUAUUGAUAAGUUGGCUGUGGCUGUGGAUUGUAGAUGGCAGUAGGAGGUGUGCGAUCUUGUGUUCGGAGGUUGAGCAUGCACCAUGAUCGUGUCCUGUGAUAACCAUGAGUAGGUCACCUUCGACUCAUCCAUUAUCUCACUGGAUCCUAGAAGGUGGUUUCAUCAAUCUACGAUUACGGAUGGUACAU
This is a messenger RNA of Exophiala mesophila, 2401 nucleotides long. RefSeq lists its product as uncharacterized. The transcript has 2 exons. Lineage: Eukaryota; Fungi; Ascomycota; Eurotiomycetes; Chaetothyriales; Herpotrichiellaceae. The coding region runs from base 856 to 1647 and encodes 263 amino acids. The record is from RefSeq and is a predicted model, not a curated record.